UCUGGUUCUUGGAAUCGAAGCUGGUUAUGAGUCACUGAAGUACAACCUAACCUUCUGAGACUUGACAUAGGAACAACAAGAUGUUGGCACUCUGCUUCCUGGGGUUACUCUCCAUUACAUCAGCAGAUGUAGUUCCUGUAACCAUUGGCAACCACUGGGGUGGUGGUUUUCAAGGACAGUUUUGUUUACCUUUUGAUCAUGACGUGUCUUCUUGGAGAGCUCGUUUGGAGAUCAGCGAGCCUACGUCGUCGCUUGAAGUGUGGCUAGCUGACAUAGAGUCCCACAGUGCUGAUGGUAAAGAGUACGUGCUGGUCAACAAGCCCUUCAACGGGGUGGAACACACGGGAGAUAAACUAUGUAUCGACUUCGUUGGUCAUGCUAGCGGCGACAUCACGCCGACAGUCAACGUCAUCUUUGGUAAAAUGCCUGAUACUACAACAAAACCUUCAACAACACCAAUGUCCACGACCCCAACUACGCCCACCACGCCUACAACAACGGUGACACUGGCACCAGGAGAGACCUGGCCACCAAUCACACUUCCACCUGCACCAACAGCUGGUCUAAAACCAGAACACGUGGGUCACAACCUGACCGCCCCCCUAACUGUGAUCACUCACCGUGGGGACAUGUGGGAGGGGCAGGUUUGUUUCGACCUGAAGGAUGAGAUCGUGGCGUGGGAGCUGGUUCUGGUCUUCACCUCGGAUGUGAAGGGAAUCUCCACGUCAGAGGGGGAUGUGUUGGGAGACUCGUCGUCGUGCGGCAAGCGCUUCACCAUGGUCAACCACGACUACAUGGGUAUCCACUAUGGAGGAGCUCAGUACUGUAUCAAGAUGUCUGGCAACGUCUGUGGUGGCGGCGUUCCGGCAGGAACUGGGGUUCUUGUGGACGUCACCAACGACGGACAAACGCUGCCACAUCUUCCCGUGAUAACAGGUGCCCAGAAAACCAAGUACAACUACGGUGAGAUCCUGAUGAAGUCCAUCUUGUUCUACGAGGCUCAGAGAUCCGGGAAACUCCCCCCUGACAACAGGAUCCCCUGGAGGGGGGACUCCGCCCUUAACGACAAGGGGGCCAACGGGGAAGACCUCACGGGGGGAUGGUAUGAUGCUGGCGAUAACGUCAAAUUCAACUUCCCCAUGGCGUUCAGCACGACCCUCCUGACGUGGAGUCUCAUCAGGUACAAGGACGCCUACGAGAAGACGGGUCAACUGGAGAAGAUGUAUGAAUGCAUCAAGUGGCCUCUGGACUACUUCAUCAAGUGCCACACCAAGCCUAACGAACUCUACGCACAGGUUGGAAACGGCGGGUCAGACCAUGGAACAUGGACCAGUCCCGAGCGCAUGACAGAACCGAGACCAGCCUACAAAAUCGACGCCUCCAAGCCUGGAUCCGACCUCGCAAUGGAGACAGCUGCUGCCAUGGCCGCCGGUUCCAUCGCCUUCAAGAUAAAAGACCCCGCCUACUCGGCCACCCUGCUGAAACACGCCCAGCAGCUGUUUGAGUUCGCCAAAGCUCACCAGGGCAAGUACAGUGCCAGCGUCUCAGCGGCUGCCGGCUUUUACACCUCCCAGUCAGAUGCUGACGAGAACAGCUGGGGCGGGAUGUGGCUGCACAAGGCCACAGGGGACAAGCAGUAUCUGGACUACGCCGAGCAACACUUCCUGAACAAGUCCGCUUGGGGCUUCUCCUGGGACGAGAAGAUAGAUGGCGCUAACGUACUGAUGUACGAGGCGACAAAGAAAGACCUGUACAAGAGUCACAUAGAAGACACGUUCAAGAUGUGGUUUCCUGGGGGCAAGGAGAUCGUGUAUAGCCCCAAGUGCAUGGCGUUCAGACUGGAGUGGGGGGCACUUCGGUAUGCUUCUAACACCGCCUUCAUCGCACUGGUCGCCGCUGAUGACGGCAUCAACACCGAGUUGUACCGGAAGUGGGCGAUGACACAGCUCCACUACGUCUACGGCGACACUGGAAGAAGCUACAUUGUUGGCUACGGAGUGAACCCUCCAAAGAAUCCACAUCAUAGGGCCAGCUCAUGCCCUAUGUUGCCGGCCCCGUGCACCUGGGAGUCUCAGACCAACAAGGGGCCCAAUCCCCACACGCUGUACGGCGCAAUGGUGGGCGGCCCCGGCAAAGACGACAGCUACACCGACGACAGAAAAGACUACGUCAAAAACGAGGUGGCGUGCGAUUACAACGCCGGCAUGCACGCCUCGACAGCAGCGUUGGAGCAUUUGUCCCUGGUUCAACAGCUCCCUACAACGUACAGGGAAAUAUGUCCGUGAGACCAGCAGCUUCGUAAUUAAAUGUCAAGAAAAACGCA
This is a messenger RNA of Haliotis rubra (blacklip abalone), 2323 nucleotides long. RefSeq names its product endoglucanase 4-like. Bases 81 to 2285 code for a protein of 734 amino acids. NCBI's taxonomy places the organism in Eukaryota, Metazoa, Mollusca, Gastropoda, Lepetellida, Haliotidae. The transcript has 15 exons. The record is from RefSeq and is a predicted model, not a curated record. Gene Ontology annotation, molecular function: hydrolase activity, hydrolyzing O-glycosyl compounds; polysaccharide binding. Gene Ontology annotation, biological process: carbohydrate metabolic process.